This is a messenger RNA of Penaeus indicus, 574 nucleotides long. RefSeq names its product cuticle protein AM1199-like. Bases 45 to 497 code for a protein of 150 amino acids. Gene Ontology annotation, molecular function: structural constituent of chitin-based larval cuticle. The record is from RefSeq and is a predicted model, not a curated record. Lineage: Eukaryota; Metazoa; Arthropoda; Malacostraca; Decapoda; Penaeidae. Gene Ontology annotation, cellular component: chitin-based extracellular matrix. The transcript has 3 exons.
UCACUUCUUGCUACUUCCUCUAGAACUACAUAAACCCUGUCAACAUGAAAACACUGGUCUUGUCCUUACUGGUGGCUGUGGCUUUGGCUGAGAGACCGUCCCUCUCCUACGACGCCCCUGCGCCCCACACGUCCUCGCCCGUUCAGCAGAUCCCCAUCAUCCGCGACGAGCGAGUCCAUCCUGCCGCUGACGGCUCUUACAGCUUUGACGUUGAGACUGGAGAUGGCAUCGUCAGGAGCGAGUCUGGCGGUCCAGGUGGUGCUCAACAGGGAACUGUGAGCUUCACCUUCCCAGAUGGCCAAGUCUUCGACCUUCAGUUCGUCGCUAACGCUAAUGGUUACCAACCUCAGUCGCCCUUCCUGCCCGUCGCCCCUGCCUUCCCCCACCCAAUCCCCGCCCACGCCCUCGAGCAGAUCGAGCGUGGUCGACUCGAACUCGAAGCUCGCGCCCGCGGAGAACAAGCUAAUCCUUCUCGCCACUAUGGUCAACCUCAAUGAAGAGAUUUCUAGUGAACUUCGACAGUACUAUAUUUGUUAUAUUGUUUCGCAUAAAUAUAAAUAAAACGUUAAUGAUA